GCUCCCGUUGCCCUGCGCGCGGCGGGCUGGCAUCGGGCCCGGGGAGAGCUGAUCAGUUCGGUGUGGCACUGUUUGUGGCUGAGGCGAGGGAAAAACGGAGACGGAGACAAGAGAACUGCACAGGAUCAGUGGAGGGCUUUUCAUUUUGAAGUAGGACUUUUUAUUCCUGAAAGCAAAGGAAAGAGGGGGAGACGGUUUUGGAACUAUGGAGAUUGGUAUGAAGAUCCUCCUGCACGUCUGCUUCGGAGUCUGAGAUCACUGAAAGCAAGGAAGCAAAGAAGAAUUUUUUUCUCAUCAGUAUAACUGGUCUAAACGUAUGCUUUAGGGGUGUUUCACCAAGCGAAAGGAUAGAAGAGGGAACGUCUUCAUUCAUUCCAGGUCUACUUCCGGUGGCAGCUCUACUGGCCAUUAAGGGGUUAAGCACCGUUGCCCAGACACACCACCCUCUUUCCUAGCCGGAGUAAGCCCUUUUCUACAUUGCUCUUGCCUUAGCAGGAGUGAUUACAUGGGCCGCGUUAUAGACGUGGGCUGGGCAACUGCAGGGCUAGUGAUCUGGGCUGGUACCUGUUACUGCAUUUACCGAUUAACCAAGGGAAGAACUCAGAGUGCGAGCAGAUUUGCCAGAAAUGGGUCCAGAAUCGAGACGGAGAGUGUGGUUGGGGUACAGAACCAGGCCUUGGCCACGGAUGAAGCCAUGGCUGGAACAGAAACUGAGACUAGAGCCAUGACUGAACCAGGAACUGGAGAAGGAGAUGAGCCCGUGGCUGAAGUAGACACCGAGAUCCCUGUUCUAGUUAGCCACAGUAUCAACUGUCAGGCCAAGGCAAUGCUUGAGGAACAGAUAGAGACUCAUUCUGGGACCAGUUCCUUGGUGGAAGCAAUGGUCAUGACAGAGGCAGUGGCUUUCACUGAAGCCACAGUCCAAGCCAAGGAGGUGACCAUGAAAGAGGCAGUCACACAAACUGAUGGUGAGCCUGAGGAAUUAGGCAAGAAAGAGGCAGUGACUCAGACCAAAGUUAACGCUUGGGCAAUGGCUGACAGGGCAGAGGUCAAGAAAGAAGCAAUGACCCAGACCAAAGCAGAAGCUUGUACAUUCACUGAAAAAGAGACAGAGAUUAACAGAGUAACAGUGACACAGAGUGAGGUCUUGGCAGUGACCAAGGAAGUAGUCACGAUUGGAACCAGGAAUGAGACUGGAAUCGUGGCAGAAGCCACAGUAAGAGCACUGGAAGAGCCUGUGAGUGUGACUGGGACUCAGUCUGAGGCUAGAGUUGAUGCCACAGUUGACAGUGAUGGACAUCCCAGUGAUAUGCCCCUCAUAGUGGCUGGAGUAGACAUGAAGUCCUCUGCGCAGCCUCAGACUGUGGCCAUAAUCCAAAACGCUGGCAUGUCGGUUGAUGAGGCUGAUGACAAGGGGGACGGCCAAGCCACAUCUAAGGCAGGCUCUGGGGUAGACACAGAGGCUUCUUCUCAGCCUCAUGUUGUUGCCAACGUUCUGGCUGAAUCCUCGCCAGGGACAAGGGAUGAGGUUUGUGAUAAUCCAAAUGACAUUUGUGCAGCGGAGGCAGAUAUGAGAGCCUGUAUAAUACAGCCCGAGACUGUGGCCACCAUACAGGCUGAGGCAACGCCUGGUGCCGUGAUCGAUGGUGGAGAAGAUGCCAGGGUUGUGUUUAAGACAAUGACUGGCGCAGACAUAACUGAUACAGAUCCUCAAGCUGUAGCCAGCGAUCAGACGGAAGCCAUGCCUGAUGUCAAGGUUCAGAGCAAAGGUAAUAGCAAUGGCACGGCUAAAGCAGGGGCCAAGGCAAACACAAAAAACAAUUUGCCUGACACCGGGGAGAAAACCAGAAGUGAUACCAAUGACGGGGCCAAGGCAGAGCCUAGUAUAGAUGCGGCUUUUUGUCCUCAGCCCGAGCCCGUGGUCAAUGUUCAGGGUGAAGACUUGCCUGACGACAAAAUCAAGCCUAAGGACAAUGCCAAUACCACACCUAAGGAAGGAGCUCAGACUGUGGCCCAGAACCAGGGUGAAGCCUUACCUAGUACUAAAGGGAAGGCUAGAGGCAAAGCCAAAGCCAAGUGUAAAGCGGGAGCUGCGACGGACGUGAAAACUUGUGCGCAGCCUCAAGCUGGGACCAAAACCCAAGCCGAGGCCUCGUCUGAUUCCAAGGUUGAUAGCAAAAGUGACUCGAAUGCCGUUUCUAAAGCAGGGGCGAAGGCAGACCAGAAAGCUUGUGGUCAGCCGCAGCCUGCGGUCAAUUGCCAGAAUGAGGCCUUGCCUGGUACUAAGAAUAAGGCCAAGGGCAAUUCAAACGCUACGCCUAAGGCAGAGACUGGGACAGCUACAGCAGGUUCUGCCCAGGCUAAUGUUGUGACCAGUUCCCAGGGUGAGACCGUACCUGGUGCCAAGAAUAAGGUCAAGGGUAAUCGUAAUUCUGUGCCUAAAGCAGGGGCUGGGCCAGAUACUACGGGUUCUGCCCAGUCCCAGACUGCAGCCAAUUCCCACAGUGAGGCCUUACCUGGUGCCAAGAAUAAGGUUAAGAGCAAUCCCAAUGUUGUGCCUAAGGCAGAGGCUGGGGCGGGUGCCUGUCCCCAGUCUGUGGCCAUUUCCCAGGGUAGUGCCUUGACCGGUACCAAGACUAAGGUCAAGGGAAAUUCUAGUGCUGUAUCUAAACCAGAUGCUGGGGCAGGUACAGUGGGCUCUGUCCAGGCCAAGGCUGUGGCCAAUUCCCAGGGCGAGACCUUACCUGGUUCCAAGGGUAAGGCUAAGGGUAAUUCUAAUGCCGUGCCUAAGACAGAAGCUGGGGCAACUACAAUGGACUCUGUUCAAUCCCAGGCUGAGGCCUUGCUUGGUGUCAGAAAUAAGGUCAAAGGCAAUUCCAAUUCUGUGCCUAAGGCAGAUUCUGGGGCAAGUACAAUACUGGCUUUGGCUUCUUCCCAGGCUGAGGCCUUGCUUGGUGCCAGAAAUAAGGUCAGGGGUAAUGCCAACACGGUGCCUAAAGCAGAGGCUGGGUUGGGUGCAAGGGGCUCUGUCCAGUCCCAGGCUGUGGUCAGUUCCCAGAAUGAACCUUUGCUGGGUGCCAGGAAUAAGAUUAGGUCCAAUGCUAGUACUAAAUCAGGAGCCAAAACAGGGACGAGGAGCUCUGCUCAGCCCCAGGCUGUGGUCAGUUCCCAGAACGCAGCCUUGCUUGGAGCUAGGAAUAAGGGUGUGUCCAGUUUGCAGGUAGCAGCCCCUGCAGACAAUAGGAUCUAUGCGAUGCCGGUCGCAGACAAUAGGAUCUAUGCGAUGCCGGUUGCAGACAAUAGGAUCUAUGCGAUGCCAGUCGCAGGUGCUGUGCCUACCACAGAAAUGGUGAACGUGGUAGCUGCUCAGCCUAACAUGCACGAUUAUUACUGGAAUGGGAUUGGUGUCGAGGACUGGCUUGCUGCUGAGCAGUGGAUCAAAUUUAGAUUUCAGACCAUAGAUGGAGACUGGGAGAAUAGUGUGUCCUGGACCGAGGAGGAGAAUGCAGCCAGUGUUGGACCCUGGACUGGGGCUAAUGAUAAGUCUGGUGUUGUUAGUUCCUGGGCCGUGGCUUGCGAUGAUACGAACAUCAAGUCUUGGACUGGGGCUAGGCCUGAGAAUGAGGUUGCUCUUGGGUCCUGGGUAAGUGCUGGUGACCAGGUCAGUGGAGGUUUCUGGACAGGAGCUCAGGCUAAUGAAGGGGUCUGGGUUGGGGACAAGGCCAGUGCAGUUUCCUGGACUGGGGCUGAGAACCAGAUCAGUGCAGGUUCUUGGGUUGUCUCUGGAAACCAGGCCAUUGCAGGGCCUUGGGCUGUGAGUCAGGUCAGUGAUGGGUCAUGGCCUGCAGUCCAGGCCAGUGGAGUGUCCUGGGUUUUUGACCAGACUACUGGGACCUGGACUGUGGCUGAUAACCAGGCUGCUGGAGUGUCUUGGGCUGGACCUGGCAACAUAGUUAAUAUUGGAUACUGGACUGGUCCUGUAGACCAGACCAAUACGGUGGCCUGGACAGGGACUGUUGUUGAUCAGGCUGGUGGUGAGGCCAAGCCAAGGUUUGAAGAUCAGGCCAGUGAGAAGGCGGUCUGGGCUGGAACUGUUGUCCAGCCCAGUGGAGAGUCCGGGUUGGGACCCGUGGAUCAGUCCAGUGGAAGGUCUUGGGCUGAGACCACAGGCCAAGCCAGUGCAGCAUCCAGGCUUGGGACCGUAGCUCCAUCUGGUGGUGCAGCCUGGCCUAGUACUGCGGACCAGGCUGGUGGCGUAUCUACAGCAGGGGCUGCAGACCAGUCUAGUGGGUCUUGGGCUGGCGCUAGGAACCAGUCCUGGACUGGGACUGGUGGUCAGUCUGAUGGUGGAUCCAAACCUGGUUUUGUGAACCAGACCGGUGAUGUAGGGUCUUGGACUGGCACUAUUGGCCAGGCCACUGCAGGGUCCAAGUCAGUGCCUGAGGAUCAGUCUGCUGGAAGAUCAUGGGCAAAUUCUGGAGGCCAACUCAGUGGAGGGUUCUUGGUUGGGCCUUUGGGCCAGGCCAGUGCAGAAGCUCAGCCUGGGUCUGGAGAACUGACUGCUGGUGGAGUAGUUCAGUCUGGUGGAGAAUCUAGGAUGGGGUCUAGGGACCAGUCCAAUGCAGUGUCUUGGCCUGGCCCCGGAGAUCAGACCGGUACAUGGUACUGCACUUACACUUCGAAUCAGACCAUUGGAGGAGGCCCCUGGAGUGGGGCCAGUGGUCAGGUUAUUGGAGGGUUGAGGCCAGUGCAGGUGAACCAGCCUAGUAGUGGGUCCUGGCUUGGCACUGGGACUCAGGUCAGUGGUGUGUCGUGGACUGGUGAUCAGGUUGUUGGCUGUUCCAAACCUGGAUUUGAGCAUCAGGCCAUGGGAGGAGGAUUCUGGACUGGUGCUGGGGACCAGACCACUGCAGGGUCCAGGCCAGCUGUGUCUGAGGCUCAGUCUAGUGGAGGAGUUUCUUGGGGUGGAGCUGGUGGUCAUGUCGUUGGAGGGUCCUGGGUUGGGUCUGUGGAUCAGACUAAACCUAAAUUUGAAGACCAAGCAUGUGGAGGAAGCUCUUGUCCUGGAUCUAGGUCUAGUAAUGAAGCCAGUGGAGGAUCUAGGCUAGACACUCAAGACCAGGCCAAUGGGAGAUUCCUUGUCAGUGCUGAGGUGGAGGCCAAUGAAGGAUUUUGGUUUGGGCCUGGGAGUGAGGCCUUUAUAGGGUCUUGGUGCUUGACAGAGGAGGCUACUAUUUUGCCUGUAGCUAGUUUAAAAAACAAGACCAGCGACUCCACCACGUCAGGGACUAGUAAAAAAAACUUCGUUAGUUCUGGGUUGACUGAUGAAAAGAAGCCAAGUACCGAGUCCUGUACCAGAUCUGAGGAGACGGCUUUGACAGGCGCAUGUGUUGGAGGUGAGGCUGCCACCGUGACUGGAGAUGAGGCUGAUGUUGACACAGAGGCCAAGGUUGGAACUGAGGCUGGAGCUGGGCCUGAAGCUGGAGCGGAGACAGAGCCUGUGGCAGAGGUGGGAGUGGAGACUAGGACAGAGGCUGGGGCAGCAGCUGUGGCUGCCGCUGAGUCUGAGACUGGUGCUGAGGCUGCUCCUAGAGUUGAGGCAGGUGCUGGGUCAGAAGCCGGAAUGGGGUUUUGGUCCUGGGAUGGAGAUGCAGCCACUGAAGGGUCUAGGCUUGGGGCUGAGGCAGAGGCUGGAGUUGGGGAAAAGGCUGAGGCUGAAGCUGGGACGGAGAAUAGCAUGGGAAUUUGGUUCUGGGAUGGAGAUGCAGCUACUAAAGGGUCUAAGCUUGGAGUUGAGGCAGAGGCUAAGGCUGGAAUUGGGACAGGAGCAGGGGCAGGGGCAGGGGCAGGGGCAGGGGCAGGGGCAGAGGCUGAAGCUGUGACUGAGACCAGCAUGGGAUUUUGGUUCUGGGAUGGAGAUGCAGCCUCUAAAGGGUCUAGGCUUGGGGCUGAGGCUGAGGCUGGAGUUGGAGCAGGGACUGAGGCUGUGUCUGAAUCUGUGGCUGAGACCAGCAUGGAAUUUUGGUCCUGGGAUGGAGAAGCAGCCUCUAAAGGGUCUAGACUUGGGAUUGAGACUGAGGCUGGAGCUGGAGUCAUGGCCGAGACAGGGGCUGAGACCAGAAUGGGGUUUUGGUUUUGGAAGGAAGACUCAACCACCAAAGGGUCUAAGCUUGAGGCUGAGGCUGGGGCUGGAGUUGUUGCAGAGGGUGGGGCUGAAACCAGAAUGGAGCUUUGGUCCUGGGAUGGAGAUGCAGCCUCGAAAGGGUCUAGGCUUGGGACAGAGGUAGAGGCUGGCUUAGGGUCUUGGACUUUUUCUACGAAUGUAAAUGAUGAUGAUGAUGAAGAGGACGAGCUAAGUAGAGAAUCCAGCCCUGGUAUUGAAGAGAUCAGUCUAAGAAACUUGUUUGGGGCUGACAAUGAGGACAGUAAUGAUCUCAGAUCUACAAAUGAAAAUGAUGCCAAUUCUGAAUCUGGGACUGGGGAUAAGGCCAGCACUAAAGAUAAGUGUGCUGCUGCUGAUGGAGUUGACAUAUGGUCUUGGUUCUGUACUGGUAAUGAAAACAGAUGUGAUGGUGAUGAAUCUACAUCUCAGGUGAAAGCCAAAAGGUCAGCUGAACCAAGCGACAUUUAUCCGUCCAUGGUCCCUGGGGCAGGAAUGGGUGUAUGGGAUGGAACUAUAGUUUGUUCAGAAAGCAAGCUAUUACACCAAAGCAGCUUUCUAGGUGAAGAUGGCUUCAGAAAGCAAGCCGGUGCCGGAGACAAGGUGCAUUCUUGCAACUGCCGCUGUAGACGGGAUGCUAAUCUGGACCCGGAAGAUCUUGAAAGACUCAUUUGCAUGAUUGAAAUGACUGAAGAUCCUUCUGUUCAUGAAAUAGCCACAAACGCACUGUAUAACAGUGCUGAUUAUCCUUAUCCCCAGGAAAUUGAUCGGAAUAUAGGUGGAAUUUCGGUUAUCCAAAGCUUACUGAGUAAUCCCCAUCCUACUGUCCGGCAAAAGGCUUUAAAUGCUUUGAAUAACAUCUCAGUUGCUGCUGAAAAUCACAGAAAGGUUAAGACAUAUUUAAGUCAAGUAUGUGAAGAUACUGUCACCUGUCCCUUAAAUUCAAAUGUGCAAGUAGCUGGACUAAGACUGAUAAGACACCUGACUAUUACUAGUGAAUAUCAGCAUAUGGUUACCAAUUAUAUUUCAGAAUUUCUCCGUUUGUUGGCUAUGGGAAGUGGAGAAACUAAAGACCAUGUUUUGGGAAUGCUUGUGAAUUUCUCUAAAAAUCCAUCCAUGACAAAAGACUUGCUCAUUGCCAAUGCACCAACAGCACUGAUUAACAUUUUUAGCAAGAAGGAGACAAAAGAGAAUAUCCUUAAUGCCCUUUUACUUUUUGAAAAUAUAAAUCGUCAUUUUAAAAAAAGAGCAAAAACUUAUCCCCAAGACAGGUUCAGUAAAAGUUCCCUUUUCUUCCUCUUUCAACGACCUAAAGCCUGUGCCAAGAAACUUAGGGCCUUAGCAGCAGACUGUAGUGACCCAGAGGUGAAAGAAAGAGUUGAGGUGUUAAUAAAUAAACUCUGAUUGGCUAUGUGUUCCCCCUUAAAGUUUGAGUAACAUUUUAAUUUCAUACCCUGGACAUGUUGUACAUUGUAAAUCGCAUUAGAACUUUGAAACUAAAUGUUGCCUAUGAGAGUCUAUAGCUGGACAAUUUUAUGGACACCAAAUGAAUUCAAGCUUGUUCUGGAAAUACAUAUGUCAAUUUUUAUCUUGUCUGGAUUGAGAUAUUUUUAGUAUGCUUCAUGAGCAGAAAUGGAACUGAUUCUUCAUAAGUAAGGUAA
This is a messenger RNA of Arvicola amphibius (Eurasian water vole), 7821 nucleotides long. It is a transcript of the gene Armcx4, whose product is annotated as armadillo repeat containing X-linked 4. Lineage: Eukaryota; Metazoa; Chordata; Mammalia; Rodentia; Cricetidae. The record is from RefSeq and is a predicted model, not a curated record. The coding region runs from base 506 to 7564 and encodes 2352 amino acids. The transcript has 6 exons.